AUGCCCUACGUAUACAAACCAUCGAUCUUGAAAAGCUUGGGCAUCCCGACAUGGGAACAAGUCCGGAUGAUGGGCGCAGAGGGACUGCGCGAACAACAGCGCCACCGUCAAGAGGCAGAAGAGGGAAUUCAAGCUGAGAAGCAAAAUUCCGGUAAACAAAAGGACUCACCUGAAACACCUGCCAAGGAACCAAGAGAGAAGUAUGAUGACCCCACGCAGAGAGACAAUCAAGGUGAUACCUCUGAAAGUGAUACCUCUGAAGGCGGUGUCUCCAUCAAGGACGAUGAUGUCCUCGAAGAACAGUCAAAGGGGCAAGCCAAGGAGAUGAAACAAGUUCGAUCUAUGGUUGCUGAUUUGGAAGUGGAGGUGGAUCAACUCAAGAAACACACUGAUAAACAAGAGGGCCUUAAGGAGACACAUCUGGAAGAGCUUGAAGUCUUCCGCCCCCCCCCCCCCCCCCCCCAUCAAUCACCAGCUGGUGUGAGUCCAGUCGCCACGGCAGGUGGUGAGGCUCCUGAAUCCGUUGAGGGUGCCUCUGGCGAUGGGUCUAAGCCAUCUACCUCUCAAACUAGCGACUUCAAGACGGAAACAUCUACUCCUGAGCCUCUGAGUAUCCCGUGUGGUCUAUACGGGACUAUCAAUGCUGGGCCUAGCAUUCCUCUCGAUGGACGACAGGAAUCGCUUAAACUCAAGGCCUCCGUUCAAUCGUCCCCAACUCCCACACCAACACGAAAAUUCACCGUCGGUGGUUUACCCAGGUCCAACACGCCCAGGACGCCUUCCAAUCGUUCAUCCUUGUUCGACGACCGUACCUGCGGCAAAACUGAUCCAAGACGGAAACAGCACAAAGGCAGGCCGCCUGAGACCAUGAGGGAAACGUCCAACAAGGACGGGAAGUAA
Molecule: messenger RNA, 900 nt
Organism: Fusarium proliferatum ET1
Lineage: Eukaryota; Fungi; Ascomycota; Sordariomycetes; Hypocreales; Nectriaceae
Exons: 4
Coding region: 1-900 (299 amino acids)
Source: RefSeq, a predicted model, not a curated record